UGUGUGUCUCUCUCUCUCUCCCUAUCUCACAGGGAUCUGAAGCUGGAUAAUGUGUUGCUGGACAGUGAGGGUCAUAUAAAGAUAGCUGAUUUUGGGAUGUGCAGAGAGGGCAUGUUUGAAGGUGAUACUACACGUACCUUCUGUGGGACCCCAGACUACAUCGCACCAGAGAUUGUAGCCUACCAGUCCUAUGGUAAGGCAGUUGACUGGUGGUCGUAUGGGGUGCUGCUCUAUGAGAUGUUGGCUGGACAGCCUCCCUUUGAUGGUGUUGAUGAGGAGGCGUUGUUUCAGUCCAUCAUGGAGCAGAGUGUCUCCUAUCCCAAGAGUCUGUCCCGUGAGGCCGUCGCCAUCUGCAAGGGGCUCCUGACCAAGCACCCAGCGAAGCGACUGGGCGGAGGGGAGGAGGGGGAGAAAGAGAUACGGGAGCAUCACUUCUUCCGUUGGAUGGACUGGGACCGACUGGAGAGAAUGGAGAUACAGCCUCCCUUCAAACCCAGAACUGGUGGGAAGAAAGGGGAGAACUUUGACAAGUUCUUCACAGCGGCUCCGUCCGUGCUGACACCCUCUGACCCUGACGUUCUGGCGGCCAUUGACCAGGAAGACUUCCUGGGCUUCUCCUUCAUUAACCCUGAGCUCGCCCCCCCGACCCUGACUGCCAUCUGAGGGGGGCAGCUCUGUCUCUCUCCACCCACACUUUUUUGAAGGGCACGACUCUGUUUCGCUCUGCUCUCCGCUCUUUCGGAGGGGGGCAGCUCUCUGUAUUUUUAUCCUCUUCUCUUGGUCUGAAGGGAGCAGCUCUGUCUCUCUCUAUCCUCUCUGUCUGAGGGGGGGGGGGAGCUCCCCACACAUUCCCCUCACCGCCUAACAGUCAUUUUCUAAAGAAAAUAAGUUAAAAACAGAGAAUAGCACACAAUUUAAACACAAACAAUCAGUAUACACAACCUACAGAUAACUCUCCCUCUGUGCUAUACUCUAGAGCCUGAGUUCAUGGCUUAUUUUCAGAGGAAAAUCUGUGUGAUACGGGGAUGGAUGGGCAGAUUAGUGGUACAAGUCAAAUAACACAUUUAGUUGAUGCAAUGCAUACAAAACAACAUUACUGUUAUUUAAAGAUGAUGCAGUUCAUUGCAAACAGAUACUGUAAGAUGACACUGAAUCUGACUUAAAUCUGUAGUGGUUUUAAGGUAAAUGUAUUUUAUGACAUGGUAUCAUGCUAUUGUGGUAUCAAUAUCAGAUCUAUUACAUAGAAAUACAGCUAGAGCUGUCUAUAUGCCACAUGUAUAAUCUAUUACAUAGAAAUACAGCUAGAGCUGUCUAUAUGCCACAUGUAUAAUCUAUUACAUAGAAAUACAGCUAGAGCUGUCUAUAUGCCACAUGUAUAAUCUAUUACAUAGAAAUACAGCUAGAGCUGUCUAUAUGCCACAUGUAUAAUCUAUUACAUAGAAAUACAGCUAGAGCUGUCUAUAUGCCACAUGUAUAAUCUAUUACAUAGAAAUGAAUUACCUCUGAUAUUAUGUAAAGCAGUAUUUCUUGUGUCAUGUAAUGUCAUAUUGUGUUCUAUUACAUUGUUCUAUUAUAUUAUUACCAAAAAUUGCUCCUUGUUUUGUGUUUCCAAUUGAACUUCAAUCCAUUGAUGAUAUUUUAUUUUAUUUUUUUAUUUUUAUUUUACCUUUAUUUAACCAGGUAGGCAAGUUGAGAACAAGUUCUCAUUUACAAUUGCGACCUGGCCAAGAUAAAGCAAAGCAGUUCGACAGAUAAAACGACACAGAGUUACACAUGGAGUAAAAACAAACAUACAGUCAAUAAUGCAGUAUAAACAAGUCUAUAUACAAUGUGAGCAAAUGAGGUGAGAAGGGAGGUAAAGGCAAAAAAGGCCAUGAUGGCAAAGUAAAUACAAUAUAGCAAGUAAAAUACUGGAAUGGUAGUUUUGCAAUGGAAGAAUGUGCAAAGUAGAAAUAAAAAUAAUGGGGUGCAAAGGAGCAAAAUAAAUAAAAUAAAAUAAAUAAAAUAUAAUUGUGAUAUAUAGCUAGAAACCUAGAAGAUGGGUAAGAAAUCAAAUCAAUCAUUAUAUAUUACUGCUUGAAGAAAAGUUGCUCCUAAUCAGUGAUCUGGGAUCAGAUUCCCCUACCUACCCCUAGUCCUAACUUUAACUGUUAGACGAGGUGAGGUGAAUGGUAACCAUUCAUGAAAAUGAAACCAUCUAACCCUGUGUUCUGAGGUUAAGGGUUAUUUUAACUAACUACAUGAUUACUUACUCUCCCAUCUCCAUCAACAAAUAAAAUAUUUUCCACAAGAUAUAAGGACUACCAAGUCAACCAUCUGAUUGAUGUUUCCAUACUGCACAGCUAUGCCCUGUCAGCCUUACACAUUGUCAUCUCUCAUUCUAUUCCUAGAUCAGUUGCUAUAUUUUUUCACUUUCUUGCUGAUUUGACACUUUGACCUGGACCCAAAUUGAAUGUGAAAGCGCUAACUCAGGUCCAACUGAGCUAACUGACCCGGGUUGGCACUACAUCAGACACGUGACCUGAGACUACCCAGGAUAUCUGAGAUGAGGAGAGGACGGUUUUUAACAUGCGAUGUGGACCUCAGUGGCCAUUUUGGCUGAGGUUCACCAACCAGUGACAGAGUGACAGGGAGUAACACAUCUCCGAAGGAAACGUAGUAAGGAGUUAGGAGUUAGGAGUUAGGUAGCAUGGUUAGGACAUUUUCAGUAGAGUUGGGAUUCAGUGAGCUACAAUGCUUCAUGUUAAGCCCCAACUAAUAAUAUGCUUAUAUGCUAGCAUGUAACAAAUCAAAACCAAUUUUAUUUGUCACCUACAAAUGGUUAGCAGAUGGUAUUGCGAGUGUAGUGAAAUGCUUGUGCUUCUAGUUCCGACCAUGCAGUAAU
This is a messenger RNA of Oncorhynchus kisutch (coho salmon), 2884 nucleotides long. Its product is annotated as protein kinase C gamma type-like. Gene Ontology annotation, molecular function: protein serine/threonine kinase activity; ATP binding. Gene Ontology annotation, biological process: protein phosphorylation. The record is from RefSeq and is a predicted model, not a curated record. The transcript has 5 exons. NCBI's taxonomy places the organism in Eukaryota, Metazoa, Chordata, Actinopteri, Salmoniformes, Salmonidae. The annotation marks the transcript as partial.